This is a messenger RNA of Drosophila ananassae, 3677 nucleotides long. RefSeq lists its product as uncharacterized. The transcript is spliced from 2 exons. The record is from RefSeq and is a predicted model, not a curated record. Bases 1033 to 3162 code for a protein of 709 amino acids. NCBI's taxonomy places the organism in Eukaryota, Metazoa, Arthropoda, Insecta, Diptera, Drosophilidae.
ACCCAUAUUCGGAUGUGCGUGGGCCGAAAUAGAACACAGCCCCGAUUAGCAGUCUAUUUUGGGAGGGGUGCCCGCUCCUUCUUAUCCAAAACACACAAUCCGCCGCAAGAAGCGCCACCGAUUCCUGGUGGCCCUAACCCGAAGUGGCAAGCUGCUAUAAAUAAAGCCAUUCGCGUGAUCACAUAUGCACGUAUAAUCGGCGGGAGAGUGUCGCGCCAUAGCUAGCUUAGAGGUGUAUGUACGUGUGAGAAACCGUGAUUGAGCGGGAGAUACCUUCGAAUCCACUCGGAUCUGUCUGUUCGGGCCGGACCCACUUGUAGCCCCUGAAAACCGCACUCACAUUUGUUUGUGCCACAAAUACUCGUCGCAACGCCGAGAGGGCUGGGCUCUCGAAAAAGCUCAUGAAUGAAAAACAGCCAAAACAGAUUUCGAAUUUGUUCUUUUUGGCUGACGUAUUCCGUAUUCCGCUUUUCGGUGCCUUUGCGCGGACGGAUUGUGGAUUGGGUGUUUUUGGUCGGGAGGGAGUCUAUAGCCGGCAACAAGUUGGAUUUUUCUAAAAAUGAACACACACGAAAUAGCUUCGUCUUUGGCGUUAAAUACAGACAACGACGUCGGUGUCGAGCAGCAGCGACAACGCAUCUCUGCCACCGAACGAAGGAAUUUGAUUUUCAUUUGAUUUUCUUCUGGGUCGCUCUUCGUGCGCGAAAACCUCUAUUGUGUGUGGGGCGUGCUCUCCACUGCUGGCCAUCUAAGGAGCAUAUUCCACAGAAGCGAUGCUUUCCUCGACUCAGCUUUCCCGCAGCUAGUUGCGUUUUGGAUGUCAACACGAUGUACACGCGCCCAGUGGCUAUGCUGCUGAACCGACUGAGAGUGGGAGCUUGAACUGACAUCGGGAGUACUGCCACUGCCGACCCAAUCCCAGGACACCACCAAACAGCCUGCACAAAGACUGAAUCCAAACCGGAACACUAUUAGUCAGUAGUUUUUGGACACCAUUUCGUACAAAAUCCAACGCAUUGAGGCAGGACUAGCAUGCAAGAACUAACGACUGUCGGCGACUUGAAUGGGAGCAGCAGCAAGGGAGAGUUCGCACCGGUGGCCCCCGUGAUGAACCUGGAGCAGAUGCUGCCCAACAUCAAACUGGAGCACGAUCGUGACCUGGAGGGCUGGCUGCCCACCCCAGAGCAUUCUGGUCUACGGCUGGAUCUGAACACGACCCGCCUGCUCUUGCAAGGCUCCGAUGAUCCGCUUAUCUCCCACGGAGCCGCCACGGAUGCCCACGAUGACGACCAUCCCUUCCGGACCUUAUUGGCUCGCAAAUCUGUUGGACACGAGCAGCCGCACAACGGCACGUGUAGCCCCCUUACAAAGCAGCAGCUGAAGGCCAACCUGUUGAUGAGUAGUCGCAAAGCGAAGAAGCCACUGCAACCGGCCCACGAGGAGGUUUCGGCCGCUCAGAAGAUGUCCAAAGCGGGACAAACCCAAACGUCGACUCGUUCCCGGAAACGCAACUCCGUGGCAGGGGCCAUGAAGCUGCGAUUCCACCACCAGGCUUUGCCUGCCGAAUAUGCAGCCCACUACGAGGCCACCCAGGGUAGGAAUUCCAUCCGACCCCCGCAACCCAAUCAUCCGCCACCACCUAGCCAGAGCCACGAAAACGUACGCAGCUGGCUCCGAAAGAUCGCCGAGAUCCAACGCGGCACCGAAUGCCAACAGCAAAAGCAACUGCACGCCUCGCGAGAUUCGGUACCUCCCGGAUCCAAAUCAUCACAGGCCACAGGAAUAACGAUGACACCGGAACGCGUGCUACCGUCCUUGCCAACAGUGCCUCUGCGCGUUCCCAGCCCCGAAGUUGCUGCAACGUCAAAACGCAGCUCCCUGAAAUUCACCGACCUGCCGUACAUGGGAGAGAUCACAUUGGACAACUACAAGCCGCGCCGCGGACGUAAACCCAAAAAAGCGGAUAUUUGUCACCUGAUUUACAAGAACUACGGAACCAUUGUUCCAUCAGCAACCUCCGUCAGAAGUGCCCAUCCGUCAUCGGUAGCCGGUUCUAAUGCCACCACAGCCGUCUCGACCGUGUUGCCAGCAGAGGAACCGCUUAACCUCUGCCUGCGUGAUCAAAGCGAGGAGCGCUACUCCAUAUCAAGUGAGGAUAGCGAGAAGGCCACCGAAUGCGGAAGCUGCUCCCAUAGGACCACGCCACAUAGUCCAUCCGGGCCAUUGUCCUUGGAUCUGGCUCUCAGCAAGGAGCAACCACUGACAGCCGCCAAGUUACUGCUGCAACCAGUGGGACUCUACUACCAGCAACUGGUCGAGUCUUGCAGCCUGGGCGGAUUGCCUGUGCCUGUUGAGACCAUCGAGAAGGACAACCAGCUGUCUCUGAAGAUCCCCAUACCAAGUGGUUUCUUUUCCAACGAUACAUCAGCGCUCGGGUUGCGAAAGCGCAAGCGUUCAGCGAUUUUCAUCCCGCCCAUGCCCACCGAAAGCUCUUCGAGUCCGUCCACCGAAGUCAGCAUCUGCAAGUUCAAGUUCACAGGAGGUGCCAAACCGACGCUGCAGGAGAAAAAGAUGCUCUCAGUGGAUGCAGAGGGCAAUUACAGGUACUACAACGGCACUGGUGACAAGACAAUGCGCGGCUACGAAUUCAUUUCCCGGGAACAGCAGCAGCAACAGUUGCAGCAUCAGCAUCAGGGACUUGAUAAGCUGUACGUUGACGUGCAGCCGCCCUCUACGGAUCUAAGCCUAGAGUUGCUGCACAUGCCGCCAGAGUCGCCCACGUCGUCCCUCCUCCUACCCCCCAGCAAUGGCUUGGAGCACGCAAUGCAGCCCCACAGUCCGGCCUCGCAGUGCUCUAGUUCCCAAAGUCCAAUGCCUAGUGUGAUGACAACCACAAAGACGUCUGGUGAAAGCGAACAAAAGCGGAGGUCAUCGCGCAGGACAAAGCAGCGCGAGAAGCUGGAAAAGACGUUCAAAGAAAAGGGAUUCCUCAUACAGACCCAGCAGUUGCAAUCCGCUGAAGGAGCCACCUAUUGCAAGUUUCGACAAUUGAAAAAAUUCACGCGUUACCUGUUUCGCAACUGGAAGGACCACAUACCCGAGAGCGAUCUGGCCAAGCACCAAAGCGGAGUUCGGACGGAGAUCAAGGGCAAGCCUCAGUGAGCCAGGAGACUCAGCCCAACCGAACCAUAUAUGGCACCUCUCCUUGCCCAGCCACACAAAGCACUGCCAAAGAUUUAGUUUAAGACCCACGAUUACCGUACCGCCACCGAAUGGUUGCCCAAGCGGAUUGCGAAGUUUUGCAACCCAUGCCAAUUCCGUCCAUGCGGUCUGCCCCUCAUCGCCAUCUACGAUCUUCCUAGUCGCUCAUCCGUUUAUCUAGUGCUUAGUGUAGAGUUAUUUUUAACAAAUAAAAGCAGUUAUAAAACCUACAAAAGUUAAAUUUAGUUGUACAAACAAUAUGUAAGUUAAUAAAUUUUAAAUUUUCAGGGUGGCUUUCUGAAACUAACUGAUAAUUUGACUUUUACCAUCCACAAAUAUAACGAAAUAGAGGAAAAAAUUAGAGGAUAUUUAAACACAAAUGUUACAUUAAUAAACUUAUUUCAAGGCGCUGCUUAACCAUUGAAUAAUAUUUAUGUUUAUUUCAAUGUCCUUAGAACAUUAAUUCCCUGAACUUC